CACAGUUUCUCCUCGGGACAUUAACGGCGGUGGGACCGGUCGUUGACUGCAGCAGCUGCACUUGUCCUCAGACUUCCUGCGCUGAGCUGUGACACCAGCUGAGUUAAUAACCUUUAUUCUGACUCGAGGACUUUCCCAGCAGCUCCAUGUCUCUCGCGGCUGAAGCCUUCGUGUCGCAGAUGGCAGCUGCUGAGCCGUGGCCUGAGAGUGCGACCUUGUACCAGCCGCUGAAGGAGGAUCAGAUUCUGCUGUCGGACUGCGCCUCGUCUCUCGCUGUGCAGGCCUACCUCAGGAUGUGUGGUUUACCUGUGCAGGUGGUUUGCAGAGCUAAUGCUGAAUACAUGUCUCCUUCUGGUAAGAUCCCUUUUAUUCAUGUAGGAAACCAGGUGGUGUCAGAACUUGGGCCAAUAGUACAAUUCACCAAAGCAAAGGGUCAUUCUCUGAGCGACGGUCUGGAUGAUGUUCAAAGAGCUGAAAUGAAAGCGUACAUGGAGCUGGUCAACAACAUGCUGCUUACUGCUGAGCUGUUCAUCCAGUGGUGUGAUGAUGCCACAGCAGCUGAGAUUUCUCGUCCUAGAUACAGCAGUCCGUACUCGUGGCCGCUGAGUAAUGUCCUGGCCUAUCACAAGCAGUGGGAGGUUAAGAGGAAGAUGAACGCCAUCGGCUGGGGGGGGAAAACGCUGGCGCAGGUUUAUGAAGAUGUCAGUCAGUGCUGCCAGGCGCUUUCUCAGAGGCUGGGAACACAACCGUUCUUCUUUAAUAAACAGCCCACAGAGCUGGACGCGUUGGUGUUCGGUCACCUGUUCACUAUACUGACGACCCGACUGACCAGCACCGAGCUCGCCGAGCGGAUCAAGAGCUACAGCAACCUGCUGUCGUUCUGCAGACGCAUCGAACAAACCUACUUCGAAGACAAGAGCUCCUGAGAACCACGACUCCGUCUCCUCCUCUUGUACAUUCUUGUCUUUCUGUCUGUCAUCCCCUCUCUGUAGCACUGACAAACUAAAAAACUCCAUAUAUUCACGUCUUGUGCAGGAACAUGUCCCCUCUUGAUUCGUCCCUUUAAUGUUCCUGCUUGUACAUUGAUGCUGGUCCCAGUUCAGAGGAGUCGGUCCACUAAAGGAUGUACCUCCAAAUAACUCCAGCACCAAACGACCCAGAAAUCAUGGUAGAGAUCGUCUGUAGGGACGUUAACGAUCUUCCAAGUUUAAACACAUUUCAUUAUGAGCAUGCACCACAACACGUCGGAUUUAAAUGCUCAACUGGGUCGAAUAAAAAUAUUGAUGACAAUGAACUCUUUAGACUAAAGGCCAGUGUUAAAACGUCCAGCACUUCACUUCAGCAGGCGGAUACGUCUCGAAACUUAUUUAUUUACACUUUGCUUUUUCCAUCUUUUUCCACUCGGUUCGACAAGAAUAGUUUUUGUUACAGAUUCCCGCAGACUCGGAGGUUGUGUUUGGAUUCGACAGCUGUGACACGGACGGCGGGAUUCCACAUGAACUGUUAUUCUUUUCCCAGGGGACUUAAGAAGCUUGUCAGAAAUGUGAAACAGUCCGGACAUGAAUUAAAAAAUACAGAUGUUUCAUUUCUCCUGAACAAAAAAGAAAAAACACAUGAACAUAAUGAUGAAGAGGAUGUGAUUUAUUUCUUAGUUUUUCAACUUUGUGUGAAUGGAAAGUGCCUCCAAAAUAAAAGUCAUUCAACUCAA
Messenger RNA from Hippoglossus stenolepis (Pacific halibut), 1708 nucleotides. It is a transcript of the gene mtx2, whose product is annotated as metaxin 2. Lineage: Eukaryota; Metazoa; Chordata; Actinopteri; Pleuronectiformes; Pleuronectidae. The record is from RefSeq and is a predicted model, not a curated record. The transcript is spliced from 10 exons. Gene Ontology annotation, cellular component: SAM complex. The coding region runs from base 147 to 926 and encodes 259 amino acids. Gene Ontology annotation, biological process: mitochondrion organization.